CAGCUCUGACUGACGUGCACGCUGUGCGCGUGCCUGUGCUUCUCCGUUCAAAUAAAGAGACUGAACCGCCCCUGCUGUAUACAUUCUUAAUUUCUUUCCUGUUGCUUCGAUUCACUUCUUUUUUUUAAUUUUUUUUACUCUACAAUUACAAAGAUUUUUGUAAUCAGCCAAAAAUGCGCCAGCAUUUAUCCUAUUUUUAAUAUGCCAUACAGUCUCAGCUUCUAAACCCAUUGAUUGUUGUUGUUCAGAGGAGAUUAUCUAAUAUUCUAUAAAAAAAACAGAAGUCACCAUGAGGACACUGGAUGAAAUAUACCAGCUGAAGCAGACUAGGUUCGGCCAGCCUCAGCCAAGACAUGGCCUAAAGCUGCUGCACUGGUUUGCUAAAGACUGUCUCACUGUUGAUCAGAACAAUGCUUUCCACUUGCGUUGUUAUCCUGGGAAUGGAGAUUUUGGGUUCCACCCAUUUCAGAACAGGUAUGAAAGAAAUGGUCAGAAACUUCUGCCUGAUGUGACAUUCCCUUACUAUGAGUUGGGAAAUCUGAGCAAAACAGCAGCAUCUAACCUGCCUUUUAAUGUACGAGAAUAUUAUGAGAGCUACAACAAGAUGAGUAACAAGGACCGCAUCAUAGUCGGAAUUAACAACAAGUGGUUUCAAACACUUUUUGUUACUGAGCACAUUGAUCGGUCAAAUUUCAACAAACAUGCCACCUACCAAAUCAGCAGACGCCUUAUUAUGAUUAUCCGGGGUCUGAGCUUAGACGACUUUCUUCGAAGAACCGGGUAUUCGACAGUGCAAGCAGACAGUUUUUACACAAUUAAUGUAAACACACAAUCAAACACCUCCAGCAGCACUUCAACACAGUCCACCUACACAUCAGCCACCGGGACUUCAAGAAACCAAGACACUCGUGUGAUAAUUGAUGACACUGAUGAAAGCAUUUUUGAUGCGCUGAGUCGCUGCAACUGUACCAUACUUUAGAAAAAACGCUGGGACCACAUUUGGCUUAAAUCUCUCAAUAUAGCAAAUUAUCUUUCAUCAAUAAAAUGUGUAUAAUUAUGUUAUAUGGUUUAUUUCAUUUUCAGAAUAAUUGAAAUUAAUCUGACUUCUUCACUUAUGAUAUACGGUACACCUGUCUGUUCUUAGCUUCUGAUGUUCUGUACUUGUUCUGGUUUUCUCCUAUCUUAGUUUUAGCUAUUAUCUAAUUAUCUAAUAUCUUGCAGUGUUUGUGGUAAGAGAAGAAUUACACUGUGCUGUCAUGUAUAUGUGGUGGUAAUAAGAAAGGUUUCUAUGCCUCAAUUUCAUACACACAUCAUUAUAAAAGCUGGCUGUAUCCAGCAUGGUGUAAACAAAAUAAACUGUCUCUUUUAUUAAAA
Molecule: messenger RNA, 1374 nt
Organism: Tachysurus fulvidraco (yellow catfish)
Lineage: Eukaryota; Metazoa; Chordata; Actinopteri; Siluriformes; Bagridae
Exons: 2
Coding region: 290-979 (229 amino acids)
Source: RefSeq, a predicted model, not a curated record